This is a messenger RNA of Tripterygium wilfordii, 2415 nucleotides long. Its product is annotated as E3 ubiquitin-protein ligase HAKAI homolog. Gene Ontology annotation, biological process: protein ubiquitination; regulation of cell adhesion. The record is from RefSeq and is a predicted model, not a curated record. NCBI's taxonomy places the organism in Eukaryota, Viridiplantae, Streptophyta, Magnoliopsida, Celastrales, Celastraceae. The coding region runs from base 1190 to 2308 and encodes 372 amino acids. Gene Ontology annotation, molecular function: ubiquitin protein ligase activity. The transcript is spliced from 3 exons.
ACCUUCCAGUGGCGAAAGGCAUUGGUGCUGCAACUUCUGCUUCUGUUGUCAAGACUCUGGGUCGCAGGUCCCGCCGCCAACUCGGCGAACGUGUCCACUUCUGUGUCCGAUGUGAUUUCCCUAUUGCUGUUUAUGGGCGCCUGGUAUGCUGUUGACAUUGUUGAUGGCAUGGCUCUUCUGGUUGUUAACUUUUGUAAUCAUGUUAUUUGAAUUGAUUACCGCACAUAAUAUAUCCUGAAAAAGGAGCGUGGGGCAUCAGUUUCUACGAGGUUUUUCUAUGCGAUCACUAAAGAGAAACAUAAUUUGUUGAACGGAUCGAUGCGAAGAAGGAACGUCUUUGUUUCUAUAUGUGUGCCCCUUCUUUAUUUAGGAUGGGGCCUGAAUUUCACUCUUAUGGAACACUUGUCAUCGGCCCAGCAUUUAUCUCAAAAGUUGAGGUCGGCCACAUGGGUUUACGAGAAAAUAAAUGGAAAUCCACUACUGUAUUCGUUUCCGCCAUACAUGAGUCUAUGAGAAAAUCAAUGAGAAUCUAUUACAUGUAUUUGUUUCUUAGCAUUGUACUUUCAUUAACUUGUAUUAAAUAUAUAUAUUUUCUUACUAUUUCAAAUUAUGUCUUUUUAGGUCUUCUUUUACUACUCUCCCCAAUACACAUUCUGUCAAUUCUCCUCACCGUCGCAUCUACAUUGCACUUGUUCGUACCAUCUUAAACGGUUUUCUUGCUACUUAUUUUCAAUUGGUUCUACGCCUAUUUAAUAAUCUCAUUUUGUUAAUCCUAUCUUCCCUUGUGUGGCCAUACAUCCAAUGAAGCAAAUGUAAAGUCAACAAUGAGAAACCUAAAUCUAAAGUCAAGCUUGGGGCCUUGGGCAGUCUGCUUGUUAAUGGAAGGAGGGACAAUAUCAUAUGCAUAUUUUUGAAAGAGAUAACUUAUCGUGUUGGAUGUUGAGAGUCUUCUUUGCUUUUCUUGAUAUUAAUGUGCAUACAUGACUUUGUUUGUUUGAGAUGAUUAAAUAUGUGAUGCAGUUUUAGAGAGAGAGUUUUCCCUGUGGUGAUGUGGUAGUAAUCUACAAUUCAUGACAGCUUUUCUUAUGUGUUUCAUCGAUAAUAAUCUUUAUCAAUCUUAUUUAAGCAAUUGGUUUCUAUCAUUUUGUACAAAAAAUUGUUAUUGGUUUUGUAGAUACACUGGAGGUGCAUGAUUUUUUUCGUAACCAUUUUGAUUGCUAUCCAAUUGAGCCCUUGUGACCAUGCCUUCUGUCUCGAUUGUGCCAGGAGCGACUCAAUUUGCUAUCUAUGUGAUGAACGUGUUCAAAAGAUCCAGACGAUAAAAAUGAUGGAGGGAAUUUUCAUCUGUGCUGCCCCUCACUGUCUGAAGUCAUUUUUAAAGAGGACUGAAUUUGAAUCUCAUAUUCAGGAGAGCCAUGCUGACCUUCUACAGCCCAAUGCAGAUAAAGAAGAUGGUAAUGAAUCAGAGGCUCAGAGUGCAAAACAACAAACACCUUCUGAAUCCACUGCUCGAGGUCCUGCAAGGUCAGUUAUCUCUCCUGCUUCAAAUUCUCAGAUCCAUGAUCGUGAAGACAAAGCUCGUCGGCAGCAGCCUCUAAGGCCACUCAUGCCACCAAAGCAACCUUUUCCUGGCCAAGUUCAAAAUUUUCCAUCAGAGGCCCAUUUUGAUAGUAACCGGACCCCUGGCUUCGACCUCCCUGUCCCCCACAACCCCUUUCAACAAAGCUUUGAGACACAAGAAUCUGGGCAGUUUUCAGAUAAGCAGCAAGGGAUUUUACCUGAGACCCUCUACCCAGGAUACCCAUCAAUGCAUUCAAUUCAGCCACCAAAUUUUGUUAUCCCAUUGAAUUUAAAUCCAUUUAUGAGUUCCCCAUUUGGUGUUCCUCCUUAUCCAGCUGAGGGAAGUCAGCCAUUCUAUGGUACUCCCUACGAGAUGGGACAUAAUGCUAGGCCAGAUACAGCAGCUGAAAGAGUCCCUGAACCAGGUUCUUUACUGGGGUUCCCACCAGGCACAGCAGGGGGUGUGAAUUUUUCAGCAAAUUACCCUCAACCCUGGACUGCUGAACCAGCUGUCAUGCCUUUUGAAUCUGUACCGGGAGGUCAAGGAAUGUCUGAUGGUUUUACAAAAAUGUCAGACGCCCAGGGAAAAGUUUCAUUUUAUCAAGAUGACUAUGGACGGAAUCCAGGAGGAUUACCCAUGGUUCCUCCCCCACCUCUGGUCAACAAACCGAUGGAAGCUAUGCAAGCUGGUAAUUCCAUGGAUCCCAGAGUAAAUUACAGAAACAUUUUAAACUUUACUAGAGUCUAAGAAACAUAUGGACUGCAUAUUGCAAUGGUCCUUGGGUAUCUGAACAUCAAUGUGGCUACCACUACCAGUAUUUCAAAAAAAAAAAAAAAACCACUAUUGGGAUUGAA